CACUGAUAGGUGGCACUGACUGGACAGAUAGAUGACUCUGAAAGGCAGCUCAGAUGGGCACUGAUAUGUGGCAUUGAUGUGCACUGGCAGGCACUGAUAUGUGGCAUUGAUGUGGCACUGAUGGGCACUGGCAGGUGGCACUGAUGAGUACUGACAGCUGGCAUUGAUGGACACUGACAGGUGGCACUGCUGGGGCUACAAUGAUCAUCAGGGCACACUGAUCAUCAGUGCCCUGAUGAUCACUGUCAGCGUGACAGCUUGUGAGGAGAGAAAUGCUGAUAACCGGCAUUUCCCUAUUUACAUGUGAUCAGCUCUGAU
Molecule: messenger RNA, 318 nt
Organism: Staurois parvus
Lineage: Eukaryota; Metazoa; Chordata; Amphibia; Anura; Ranidae
Source: the annotation of a GenBank genome assembly